Messenger RNA from Aspergillus heteromorphus CBS 117.55, 4409 nucleotides. RefSeq names its product translation initiation factor 3 subunit CLU1. Lineage: Eukaryota; Fungi; Ascomycota; Eurotiomycetes; Eurotiales; Aspergillaceae. Gene Ontology annotation, biological process: intracellular distribution of mitochondria. Bases 261 to 4019 code for a protein of 1252 amino acids. Gene Ontology annotation, cellular component: cytoplasm. Gene Ontology annotation, molecular function: protein binding; mRNA binding. The record is from RefSeq and is a predicted model, not a curated record. The transcript is spliced from 4 exons.
CUUCAAUUCCUUUCUCCUUCGUGUCUUUUUGGGUUCCCUUUCUUGUCCUGGGUCCGGGGUCGGGUUGCUUUUGCUUCAAUUGCCUCUAUCCUUGUACCAUACAUAUCCUUGACUUCUGUUUUUCUACUUCUACCUUUCCCUUCCCUUCCCUUGCCACCGCUACCCCGAUCUCUUUCGCUAGGGUCGGUUCUAGACUGUGUGCAUUAGUGCCACCAUAACAUCUUUCUCUCAUCCAAUACACUACCUAUCCGACCGUCACAAUGGCCCAGACCAAUGGCGACAUGGAGCACUCGAAAGAGACUCCCGAACAGCUGACCAACGGCAACAACACCGAGGAGGUCCAGGAAGAGGAGGUCAACGGUGGCCUUUUCCAGAUCUCCGUGAAGCUGCCUCACGAGCCCUACAAGAUCCAGGUGAUGGUGUCGAGCCAAGAACAGGUCCAAGAUGUCCGCCAAUCGAUCGUUGAGCUGCCCAGCACCUUCCAGUAUACCUGCUUCCACCUCGAAUUCAACGGCCAGCGUAUCAACGACUUCAUCGAAUUGUCCGAGGUGCCCGACCUGACGGCGGACUCCGAGAUCACCCUCGUGGAGGACCCCUACAACGAGAAGGAGGCUCGCAUGCACGUGGUGCGCAUGCGGGAGCUCGUCGGAGCCGCUGGUGACCGGGUCGACAACCUGCACGGUCUCAGCGCCGGUCUGUCGCUGCACGACUCCAUCUCCGCGGAGGUGUCCGAGGCGGCCGAGAAGGACCACUCCCUGUCUAAGUACGACAUCGCUAGCUCCCCAUCUCUCGACACCAUCCUCCCCCGCGCCGAGACUCCCCUUCCCAAGACCGUCAAGGCCAUCUCGCUCUCGCCGUGGAACCCGGUUCCCUACAACCUCCGCCAGAAGGGUCACCUGCUCUACCUCCAGGUCACCACCAACGAGGGCGAGCAGUUCCAGAUCACCUCCCACAUCUCUGGCUUCUACGUGAACAAGUGCUCGAACAUGAAGUUCGACCCCUCCCCGAAGACCAUCCCCAAGAACGGCCGCGCGCACUCGCUGCUCAGCUUGAUCGCUCAUCUGUCGCCGUCCUUCAACGCCUCCUUCGAGGCUCUCCAGGAGUCUAACAACCAGAAGGACCUCCUGACCACCUUCCCCUUCCAGAACGCCAUCCCCAACAACCCGUGGCUCGUCUCCCCCACCGCCAAUGUUCACCAGGCGGACAUCACCCGCUCCCAGGAGAACUACCUGAUCUCCGGCGUCGACAACGCUGAGACUCUGCGUGACUGGAACGAGGAGUUCCAGACCACCCGGGAGCUCCCCCGCGAGACCGUCCAGGAUCGCGUUUUCCGGGAACGCCUGACCUCCAAGCUCUUCGCGGACUACAACGAGGCUGCCGCCCGCGGUGCCGUUCUCGUCGCCCGUGGUGAGGUCGCCCCCCUGAACCCCACCGAGGGCCGGGAUGCUCAGAUCUUCGUCUACAACAACAUCUUCUACUCCUUCGGUGCUGACGGCGUUGGCACUUUCGCCUCCGAGGGUGGUGAUGAGGCCGCCCGUGUCGCCGUCGGCAAGGACGUCCUCGGUAUCAAGGCUGUCAACCAGCUCGACAUCAACGGUCUGUUCACCCCGGGAACUGUCGUUGUGGACUACCUUGGCAAGCGUAUUGUCGGUCAGAGUAUCGUCCCUGGUAUCUUCAAGCAGCGUGAGCCCGGUGAGCACCAGAUCGACUACGGUGGUGUUGAGGGCAAGGACGUGGUGGCCACCCACCCCGACUUUGUGCCCGUCUUCGAGAAGCUGUCCAAGGCUCUCCGGAUCAAGAAGCAUGCCGUCUGGGACAAGGAGGGUGCUCGCCACGAGCUUGAGGGUAGUGUUGAGACCAAGGGUCUGCUGGGCACUGACGGCCGCAAGUACGUGCUUGACCUCUACCGCGUGACUCCCCUGGAUGUUGCGUGGCAGGAGGAGGAGGGCAGCGAUGUCUACCCCCACCGCAUGUCCUCCCUCCGUCUGGAGCUCGUCGAGUCGUACUGGAGGAACAAGAUGAGCCAGUACGUCAAGGCCGAGGUUGAGCGUCGUCGCAGCGUCAAGGCUGAAGAGGAAGCUGCUAAGAAGUCCGCCGAGGCUGAAUCCAAGGAGGAGGGCUCCGAGGAGAAGUCUGAGGAGAAGACCGAGGAAAAGACCGAGGAGGUCCAGGAGCAGGAGCGGGUCGACAUUUCCGGAUUCACCCUGGCCCUGAACCCCGAUGUCUGCAGCGGCCAGGUCCCCCAGACCGACGAAGAAAAGGAACAGUGGGCUCAGGAUGAGAAGGAAGUGCGCGAGACCUGUGACUUCCUGCGCACCAAGGUCAUGCCCGAGCUGAUCCAGGACCUGCACGACGGCGACGUCGGUUUCCCCAUGGACGGCCAGUCUCUCAGCCAGCUCCUGCACAAGCGCGGUAUCAACAUCCGCUACCUCGGUAAGCUCGCUCAGCUGUCCAAGGAGAGGGGCGCUCGUCUCGAUGCCCUGUCCACCCUCCUCGUUCAGGAGAUGAUUGCUCGUGCCUUCAAGCACGUUGCCAACCAGUACCUCCGCAGCGUGCCGGCGCCGUUUGUCGCCCCCUGCGUUGCUCACCUGCUCAACUGCCUGCUGGGCGCUGAUGUCAGCCCCAACCCCCGUGCGGAGAUCGACAGCUCUCUCCGGGCGAUCUUCCCCGAGGGUGACUUCUCCUUCGAGAAGGUCACUCCGGCCUCUCUCCGGGCCGAGCUCGAGAAGCAGGUCACCAUCCGCUACCGCUUCUCUCUGGAGCCCGAGUGGUUCAACUCCCUGAGACACUUGCAGCUCCUGCGUGAUCUUUCGAUCAAGCUGGGUCUCCAGCUUGGAGCCCGUGAGUUCAUCUUCGACAAGGCUCAGAUCCCUGCCAAGGCUCCUGUCACCAACGGUACCAACGGCGCUGGCCAGGAUGAGGGCAACAAGAAGAAGAAGAAGAAGGGUGGCGACAACUCUCCCUCCCGCGCCCCCGUGGAAGAGAAGCCUAUCCUUUCCAUCGUGGCCGACGAUAUCCUCAACAUCGUGCCCAUGGUCAAGGACGCCUCCCCCAGAAGCUCUCUUGCCGAGGAGGCCCUGGAGGCCGGUCGCAUCUCUCUCAUGCAGAACCAGAAGCAGCUGGGCCAGGAGCUCAUUCUCGAGUCCCUGUCUCUGCACGAGCAGAUCUACGGCAUCCUCCACCCCGAGGUUGCCAAGCUGUACCACCAGCUGUCCAUGCUCUACUACCAGACCGACGAGAAGGAGGCUGCGGUUGAGCUGGCUCGCAAGGCUGUUAUCGUCACCGAGCGUACCCUGGGUGUUGACUCUGCCGACACCAUCCUGAGCUACCUCAACCUCAGUCUGUUCGAGCACGCCUCGGGCAACACCAAGACCGCUCUGGCCUACAUCAAGCACGCCAUGGACCUGUGGAAGAUCAUCUAUGGCCCCAACCACCCCGACUCCAUCACCACGAUGAACAACGCCGCGGUGAUGCUGCAGCACCUCAAGCAGUACGGGGACUCCCGCAAGUGGUUCGAGGCCUCGUUGCUGGUCUGCGAGUCGCUCUUCGGCAAGCAGUCCAUCAACACCGCCACGAUCCUGUUCCAGCUGGCGCAGGCUCUGGCUCUGGACCAGGACUCGAAGGGUGCCGUUGCCAAGAUGCGCGAUGCCUACAACAUCUUCCUCAGCCAGUUGGGCCCCAACGACCGCAACACCAAGGAGGCCGAGACCUGGCUGGAGCAGCUCACCCAGAACGCGGUUUCCAUCGCGAAGCACGCCAAGGACAUCCAGGCUCGCCGCCUGCGCCGGGUCAACAUGAACCCCCGUUCUCUCGGCACCAAGAUCCAGCCCCAGGUCGGCCAGACCGCCUCCGGAGUGGCUGGAGCCCGCGGCUCGGGCUCCUCGUUGGACUCUCGUAGCGUCGAUGAGUUGCUGAAGUUCAUCGAGGGCGGUGACGCCGGCUCUUCCAAGGCCAAGCAGAAGAAGCGUGCUGCCGCCAGCAACCCCAAGCUUCGUGGAUCGAAGAAGUCUUCGGCCUAAGCUUUUCUUUUCUCUCCCCUUUCUCGCAUGGCCCGUGGCCAGGCUCAAAAUUGUUUUGGUUCCAUUUUCUCGGACUAUACUAUACCUGUCUUAACACUUGAAGAUAUGAUUUGGCUCUAUAUAUCCCUGCAAAGAGUUGAUAUUUUGGAUGAGCGGGACGUUUGCCUAUCCUGUAGAAACCUCUCUACUCUCGCACCGCUGUUGGUGCUUCUGUUUCUCGUUUUUAUACUGCUUUCCUCUGUUCCUUGUGAUGUGCACAAGUUUUCUUUGGCGUGAGAUGUUGGCCGCACCCGUGCAUACAGAGCCAGGGGGCGAUUCGCAUGCUGUGUAUUAUAUACCAUGAUCGGGGAGUUCCCCAUGAGAGCUUGUAAUGAUGCUAUGUGUUUUGUU